GGGCGGGCGGGAGCGGUGUGAAUGUUACGAGUCACUUCUCAUUUCACUAAUUUAGCAGAAAGGGAGGAGAGAGAGGUGGAGAGAGCUCGACGGUGGAUUGGUGACCGGAGAGAGACCGCGAGGCAGGCGCGCGGUCGGAGCCUCUGCAGUAUCUGACCUGGAAAAAAAUAAAUAAAAAACAGCACCAUCGCUCCUUCUGCUGCGGCUGCUGAGAAAACCGACGGCACGCAAACGCACCGGACCAGGCUGGUUUGUCCUCCUCCAGGUGCGCGGGGAGGAAAAGGCGGACGGAAAACCCCGUAUCGUGCUGUCAUUUAUCCCGGAGCUCUCGGAGAUAUCCUCCGAGUCGUGUCCGCGUUCACCUCACGGAAACCGGGACCGCAGCGCUGUACUGACGGAGGGCGGGAAGAGACGACUCAAUCUCGAGGUUCACAUUCUCGAGAUUUCCUUCCACGGACCCGGUGCUGGAGCUCGGUGUUCCCGCCGUGGCCGCAGCGCGUGCGGAACGUAGUAACGGCCGAAAGCCGCGGCCACACGGACCGGGUUGCUGGGAAACCGGAGGCAAAUCACGGUGCGGCGAGAGAAGCGGUGGUCCUCCUGCCUCCUACUCCACCAAUGGGUUAAAAUCGGUUCGCUCCUCCAGAGCAGCCGCGCAGAGCUUCGGAAGGUCCGCUCACACCUGCCCGCCCCGACCUGCAGGGGCUGUAUGAUGUAGCAGCCGCUCGCCCCCCCUUCUUCAUCCUCUGCUCUGCCUCUCGGAACCGCCGUCCAUCCUUUCAAACCAGCCUCCCCCGACCAGCCUCUCUGACACCCCCACGCACCCACCAUGCCGGCGGGGAUGAAACCGCUGGAGAAGUUCCUCAAGAAGCAGACCACGGCGCUGACCCGGGCCGGGGGCUUCGUUGGCGGGGUGGCGGACAAGGCGAGCGGGGGAACCGGGGCGUCCCGACGCAGGGCCAGCCUGUCCCGGGUCGUCCCCUUCCUCAGGGAGACGUCACCAGAGAGCGGCCAGGCCCGGGAGGUGUUCAGCCCUGACAGUGAGGACCCCCCUUCCUGGCCCUCAGCUACUGGGGCUACUUUGGUCCCUGUACCCAGCAGUGCUAAUGGCUCUGGCUCUGGUUCUGGCCCUGGAGGAGGAGAAGUCCGCAGCCCCUCUCUGUCCAGUGAUGAACAGAGCUCCGAAGCCAGUCUGAUCACGGAGACCGGCAGCGGCGGUGGAGGAGGAGGGACGCCGCUUCAUUCGGACACACCAGACAACCUGACUCUCGCCGUGCUGGACAGUGUGGCGGGGAAACGCUACGGACACUGCACAGAAACCCUGCUGGAUGACUUCAUGUUGACACAUCCCAUCUUCCUGACGGCCGACAGGCUCCAGCAAGUCCUGCUGCAGCAAUUCUCUCUGGAUACUGAGGACAAGGAUGGAGGGAGGAGAGGGCGGCAGGGGGAGGCAGAGAGUGAGAGGAGAAAUGGAGGAGGACGAGGAGGAGAGAGGGAUGGAGAGACGGAUGGCCACACGGAGAGGACACUGGACAGCGCAGAGAGGAAGCAGGCCGUGCUCAACGUGGCAUUCAGGUACCUGGAAACCUACAGAGAGCUGCUGCAGGAGGAGGGCGAGCGCAGCAACAACUUCCCCAAGGAGCUGUACCUGUUUGCCGUUCAGGAGCUGAGUCGGUAUCCUGACCUGGUGGAGGAUGUCCUUAAACUGCAGAGGUGGACUGAGAUCUUGCACUGCCCGUCUGAUGAGGAGAAGGAGAGCAGGAAGAAACAGGUCCGGCCUCUGUUCAGACACUUCAGACGCAUCGACGCCUGUCUGCAGCCCAGAGAAGCCUUCAGAGGCUCAGAUGAGAUCUUCUGCAGGGUCUAUACUCCGGAUCAUUCAUACGUCACCAUCAGGAGUCGCCUGUCCUGCCGGGUCGGGGAGAUACUGGCUCUGGUCAAAGAGAAACUCCAGUACAGUGAAGACCAACCGGUUCUGCCCGGAAACCUCAUACUGGUGGCUGUUACAUCAGCAGGAGAGAAGGCAGUGUUUCGCCCCAGUGAUGAGGCCGUCUUCACCACCCUGGGAGUCAACACUCACCUGUUUGCCUGUGAACCCUCUGAACUGGAGUCACUGCUUCCUCUUCCUGAGGAGAUCCACUGGACGCCAGGCGACAGCAAACUUCACGACAUGUCGGCAGAGGAGGUGGCGAAUCAGCUGGUGGUGUUUGACUGGGAGCUCUUCAGCUGUGUGCACGAGGUGGAGUUUGUGUGCUAUGUUUUUCAUGGCGAGCAGUCCCGUUGGCGCCCCCUCAACCUGGAGUUGGUACUGCAGCGGUGCAGUGAGGUGCAGCACUGGGUCGCCACAGAGAUCCUGCAGUGUCAGUCUCUGCCAAAGAGGAUCCAGCUGCUCCGCAAGUUCAUUAAGAUUGCAGCUCUCUGUAAACAGCAGCAGGACCUGCUGUCCUUCCUUGCUGUGGUUCUGGGUCUGGACAAUCCGGCUGUCAGCAGACUUCGGCUCACCUGGGAGGGUCUCCCAGGGAAAUUCAGGAAACAGUUUCAGCAAUUUGAGAGCAUCGCGGAUCCCUCCAGGAACCAUAAAUCCUACAGAGACCUGAUCACCAGCUUGAGACCUCCACUGAUCCCCUUCACACCUCUGCUGCUCAAAGAUUUAACAUUUCUCCAUGAGAGCUGUAAGACAUUUCAUGGAGAUCUUGUUAACUUUGAAAAAAUGCAUAAAGUGGCAGACAUGGUGAGGACCAUCAGGCGAUACAGGAGCACUCAACUAGCCAUGGAUACAGAGACGUCCCCCUCCCACCUGCAGACGAAGGCCUACGUGCGCCAGCUACAGGUGAUCGACAACCAGAACCUGCUGUUCGACAUGUCCUGCAAACUGGAACCCAAAGACACAUAAAGGUGCAAACGGGAAGUGGGAAAAACAAGACAUAAUGAAACUGGGACACAGAGGACGACGUGAGGAGGAGGAAGAUGAACAUGACUGGAUGCUCUUUGAUCUUUGCUGUCAAGAAGCACUGCAGUGAAUAAGUGGAGGAGGUUGUAAAUGAGGGGAUGAUAUUAAACUGGAACUAGAAAUGUACAAUCCUAUCCUCCGCUCUUUUCACCACCUCAUUCACCUGCCACAAAGACAGUAAACAAGGUCUGGACUCUCGAAAAAAGACCUUUUAAAGUUAAAGCCAUUCUGCUUCACCAUUAACCCUCUAACCACGAACAUAUUCUUCUUUUCCUUUCCCUUUCACUUAGUUCCCACACCAAUGCUGCCCUGUUCAAUUCACUGCCAGCAGCCACAAAACCCACCAACACCAAACUGUGUGGAGCAUCACGAACAUUAGAAUCACAAAAAUCUACGCAAAGAUCCGUGUCCCUGCAUAAACCUCCAGAGUAUUCAGCAACACAUUGUCUUCACUUUCUAAGAGACAUUUUGUCUCAGAGUGUUUGAGAAUCUGUGGCAAAGGAAGACUUAGUGUUACACAGCAGAUUUUAACACUGUGCCCAAGAAUCUACCUUUAUGUAAUUACUGUACGACGAUAGGCUUGUUCACAUAGCUUUAAAAUGUCUUCUCUGUUACAUAUCAGUGCUCACUGAAUCAGUUGUUUCAGUGGUUAAACAAGACUUAAUCUCUAGCUAUAGAUACCCAGGCCGUUAGCCUGAUGGCCUUUGACCCCUUCACAAAUAGUAAAUCAAAAACUCCUUUAAGUUCAUUUUUUGUGAUUACUGUAAUAUUGCAAUGAAGAAUGAAGUCAAACUCUUAGUCCACAUAUAGUAUAUCAACACUGACUUCAGCUACAAUAUGCAAUCAAAUCAAUGAGACUAGUUCAAUUUAAACCACAGUGUUCAAGGGCACCUUAUCACGUUAUAAUAAGAUAAUAAUGCAAAUGAUUAAUUAAGAAAUUAAUUGGCAAAUUAAUCGAUGAAAAUCUCCCUAACCAAAGAAAAGGGCAAACUCAUACAUCAAACAGUCUGGGAUGAAUGACGCCACUGUGUAUUAUGAGGAUCUGAACGGGAAGAGCAGAAGGUACGAAGGAUGAAAACUGCCGGAGGAUGUUACUCACACCAUUUUAAGAACCUGGAGAUCAGAGGAAAUGCGAUUAAAUGUUGGAAUUAUGCUCCGCUUACAAUACUCUGAUGAGGGCCUGCACAUUGUCUAACAGAUGCUUAGUGAAGGUAUUGCCUGCGUAACCCUGUCCCUGCAGCAGCACUUUUGUUUUCCACAACACACGAGACACUCUCGCGCUACUACUUUUUUAAACUCUGAAGUUUGAAUACACGUUUACACCUCAGAAAUCUGCCAUCUGGACUUCAUGACUAAAUAUAUUUUUCCAUCAGAAUACCCAAGUCUUUUACAUGCAAAAGGACACAAACAAUGACUUUGUGAAUACGUACAGUAACUGAACUGUUGCCAUGGUUACACCAGAGGGCUGUUAGACUCACCUCUGAUGGAUCAUGUAUCGGCUGCCAUAUUUCAUACAACCACUAGCUUCUUUAUCCUCCAGGAUUGACUAAUUCUAAUCGGUAACGAUGUGUUCACUGACAGUUACCACCAUGGACUUCACAGACACUGUGGAUUGGUGCGUUUACAGACCCAAGAUCACCUCAUAGGGCUUGUUUGUGCAAAGCUUGAUGGCUUGUCCUCGCUGGAUAAGUGUGUAGAUGCUGGUUUUCUACCAAAAGUGAUCUCAGCUUUAGUCUGAAGACAUUAACAACCUUUACUGGUUUCUUCGUUUUAGUUCCAGGACUUUAAUGAUGAUAAACACUAUCAUUACAGUAUAUCACUGUUUUAUGAUCCAAACAGAACUUAUGUCACAGUCGCACUCAUUUUAAAGGACCGUACAAGGGUUUUUAUGUCUUAUACCCAGUUUAAUACACACUGUGUACACACUGCAUUAUACAAACUACACCAUAUGGGUUCUAGGUCAAGUUGAUGUGAGAUUUAAUCUUAAUCCUUAGAAACAGCCAAUUUGUGUCAAAUCAUUUCUACCUGCAAAGUUUUAAUACCAAUUCUUAGCCAUAACAUCCAUGACACAAACAUAAUUGAUAAACUGAGUAUCUGUGAAAUAUAAGCACAAACAAGAAGUAGUGAGAAAAGUCAAAAAGUCAUAAUUAAUGUGAUGAUUGACCAUCACAUUCUGAUGUGGUUGGUUUUUUGUAAACUCUUACCCGUUUUACUUUAAUAGUGAAGAAAUGAAGGUUGAGUUUCUGAACUCUGUUGAAAGUGAGUCUAGAAUCCAAAUGUCAGUGCUAAUGUGCUAAAAUGGGCACAAAAACCCUGGUGUGGUCCUUUAAGAAAGUGAAGGUGACCCGCUGGCUGAACUAACGAAGGAGUUGCAGCCAUGUUUGGAGGACGUACACAACAACCUCUAUUUCUCAGCGCGCUCAGUGACUGCUGUCAGGCAUGAGCGGCCGAUCGGCUUUAGGGAGCGAGCGGCUCGGCCCGCGGGUGGGUGGGCCUGCGUCCAGAGGGCUGGUUCAGAGGAGGGGGAGCUGGUUGUCCAACGACUCACAUCAACCAAGCACUCUUGCCAAACCUCAGGGCUCAGAGAUACAGAGGUUUCGUUUACUCUUUUAUUCUCGGUUUUCAGUAGAGUUCAGUUCAGUUGAGUCCAGUUGUGUUGCAGUCGAUUGGUUCUGUGUUUGUACAGCUGAUCACGCUUCAUAUUUACUAUAAUAAUAGAACUUGAUAGAGUUGUUGUUUUUUAUGCUGUGAUUCCCACCAGAUCUAUUUAAGUUUGAGUUUUGAGUGACAGAAACAUGGACAUGAUUAAAAACUCUCAUCUGAACUCAUUUUGUCUGAGUCCCACCAACAAAAAUUAUAUUAACUUAUAAUGACUCUAAAUUAGCAAAGAAAUGUUUUGUUCAAUUUCCUCUAUAGUACAGUAAUCAGGUUUUAUAAGUGGUUGUUAUGAUCUAUUAAUGCAAAAGACAAAAUGAAUUAUAAUGGAGUUUUUUUUUCGAUGCAGUAUAUGUCCAAUAUGUUUUACAUCACAACAUUUUCACAUAAUUUCUCUUUUUGCUACUAAAAUGUGAGCUCCCGCCACUUUAAGUGCUACAGGGACAAUAUUUAUUCUCAGUUUAAUACACUGUUACUAUUUUUGUGCAUGGUUGGAUCACAACUCUUGGAUGCAUCAGGAUAUUUUCUGUUUGUUUAAUUUUAUAUUCGUUGUCUGCUCGACUCUGGUGGCCAGCGAGACAUUCAUCCUUCAUCUGUACCAUAGCAUCCUGUGUGUGUAAAUUUAUCAGUCAGGCUGAUCCCGUCCAGAAACGAGUCCAACACCUCAGGACACGAGUAGAAUAGAUGUCUCAAGCUUUCCCUACAGGUCUUUUACUGUGACGUUAAAAAACAUGUAAAUGGAGAUGGCUUGAUUCUGGACGGGACCCAGCCUGCAAAACGUCUCCAGUUUGACAAGAUCCUGUAGCGUAUCUAACAUGUCACAAAUAUAAGAGAACAUUCGAAGAACACUAGUUGAAAUGUGGGCUUUUGCCGUCGUGUUUAGCACCUUGUAUUUGCUGUUACAGGUUUUGUUGACAUGGGGACAGACGGGUACAAAACGAGAAACCCAGUGAAGAUGACAUCAUCACUAGUCUGCCGGUGGCUCUCAGGACCACUUCCUGGGUGGUGUGCGCCUUAUUAUGGAUCCUAUCAUAGUUCUGGGCAGACACCUGAACAGAUCAUUAUCAGCAUUAAACAUAAACUAAGUCAGCUCUCUAGCUUUCUGCUAAAGUUGUGCUGGGAUCCAUAAUUUCCGAAGGCAGACAGUCUCUUGGGUCGAGGCCGUCUGCCUUUGUUGCCUGUAUGAAAAAAAAAACAGAAACAAACACUGAAAAAAUAAUAAUGUGUACAUAUGCAACCCUGUAAAUAAGCAAAUACUAACGGAAACUCUAUUUUAUGUAUGAGCUCAGAGAAAGAGAGACACUAACUCAAGGAGAAAUAUUUGAUUUGGUGUUUUUUAUUUGUAAAGCUGACAGCGCGUGUACAAAGAUGCCAGAGAGAGAAAGAAAUAAUGAAUUUAUGACUUUAUGAAUUGUACAGUUAAACAGCUUCAAUUGGACUGUUCUGUUGUUUUCUAUCUAAAGCUUGGGUUGGUUCUUUUUGCUUUUGUUUUUGUACAGAAGUGGUUGUUUACAUCAAUACAAGUCCUCUUUUCUGUGAACGUCAGACAGACCGUUGGAAGAGAUGUUCGGCAGGGGGCGGGGUCUGGAGGCUCAGAAGGAGGAAAAUGAGUUCAUUACUUGAUCCAGUCACCACAAGAUCCAAAACUUGAAACCAGAGAUUCAGAGAAGAAAAUAAAUAAUUUAUCUAAUCUUUUUAAAUAAUUGUAGCAGUUAGAAGCUGUUUUAACCAAUUUAUUUAGAUGUUAUAAACUAUACACUAUAUAUUUUGCAAUCUUCUAAUAUAUAAUAUACUCUAAAUCUCCUGUAAGGUUCAAAGACAGAGGUGUAAAUCCUCAGUGACAUUAAGGUAGAGCCAAAUAACAGACGGACCCGUCUCCUGCAGGCUUCUGCUCCCUCUGCUGUCACACAACAGAUGCUGAAAUAAAACGUGGACACCAACUACAAAA
Betta splendens (Siamese fighting fish) is the source of this 7550-nucleotide messenger RNA. RefSeq names its product Rap guanine nucleotide exchange factor (GEF)-like 1 (gene rapgefl1). The transcript is spliced from 16 exons. Bases 827 to 2890 code for a protein of 687 amino acids. Lineage: Eukaryota; Metazoa; Chordata; Actinopteri; Anabantiformes; Osphronemidae. Gene Ontology annotation, molecular function: guanyl-nucleotide exchange factor activity. Gene Ontology annotation, cellular component: plasma membrane. The record is from RefSeq and is a predicted model, not a curated record. Gene Ontology annotation, biological process: positive regulation of GTPase activity; Ras protein signal transduction.